Haliotis rufescens (red abalone) is the source of this 3062-nucleotide messenger RNA. RefSeq names its product probable RNA-binding protein 19. Lineage: Eukaryota; Metazoa; Mollusca; Gastropoda; Lepetellida; Haliotidae. The record is from RefSeq and is a predicted model, not a curated record. The coding region runs from base 98 to 2959 and encodes 953 amino acids. Gene Ontology annotation, molecular function: RNA binding. The transcript has 27 exons.
CCGGUUUUACACUUCCGGUAAAUUAGCCAUGUGGUUUUGUUGACAAGCGAAGAAAUCGUAUUUUUCCUGAAUUGUGGAGAUACCAGAUAUUCUCAGCAUGUCACGCAUAAUUGUCAAGAACCUACCAAAAGGGACCAAGGAGGAGAAGCUGAGAGAGCUGUUCACUCAGAAGGGGGAGGUGACAGACUUGUCCAUGAAAUACACCAAAGAUGGCUUCUUCAGAAACUUUGCCUUUAUUGGUUUUAAAUCAGAGACCUCGGCACUUCAGGCCAUCAAGCAUUUCAACAACACCUUCUUUAAUAGCACGAAGAUGCAGGUUGAACUUGCAAAGGACUUUGGAGACAAGACCAAGCCUCGAGCUUGGAGUAAAUAUUCUUCAGAGAGUUCCUCCAAUCAGAAGAAAGCCAAGGCGGGGCAGACAGGAGGCCAGCAAAGUGCCGUGAAAGAUAAGAAACUGACAGCUGUGGAGAGGAAAAAGAAGGCCAAAGAAGAGAAAAUGAAAGAAUUUCUUGGUGAACUCGGAGAUGAUCCAGAGUUUAAGGAGUUUCUGGAAGUUCAUCAGAACGCUGCGACGAAAAGCACAUGGAGCAAUGACACGGGUCAAGCAAAAGUUGCCUCCCCUGACAAGCAGCUGAAGAAACGCAACGAUGUCACCUUUGAUGAUGAAAGUAGCAGUGGUGAAGAUGAUGAUGAUGAUGAUGAUGAUGAUGAUGAUGACAAAAGUGAUGACAGCAAUGAUGAAAAAAACGUGAAACAGUCAAAACAAACAGCAACAGCAAAGACAACGCUGUCCGACCUGGAGUAUUUGAAGACGAUGAUGACGUCGUCCGUACUGCUGAGUGAUACCAGUGAUUCUGAUGAAGACUCCGAUGAGGAUGAUGAUGAAGAAGCUCCCACAUCCAAGAAGAACAAACAGAAAGGCAAAGUGAAGACGAAGAAAAAGAGUACCAAGGGAGGUAACUCUGAUGAAACGCAAGAAAACUGGGGAAAGACAAUUGCUCAUAAACAGGUUGAAGAAAAGCCGAGAUAUGUGGCAAAGAUCCGAGGGCUGUAUGGAAAAUACAAUGAGAAAUUGAUCAAGGAGUUCUUCCAGCCCCUACACACCGUGUCCAUCAAGCUGCCCCGAAACGCUCGCAAGAACCUGAUCGGCGUUGCAUUUGUUGAAUUCUCCUGUGUCAAAGAUUUGGACCAAGCUUUGAGGAAAAACAAAACCUUUAUUAAUGGCAAGCGGAUCAGCAUGAAGAGAACUCAGGAAGAGGCUGACCUCAAGGUUACGGAGCAUGAACCGAGAGCAUGGGAACUGAAAAUACAACAAGAUCGGGCGGAGGAGGAUGAAGGAAUAGCGGAGUCUGGGCGGCUGUUUGUGAGGAACCUGGCCUACUGCUGUACAGAAGAUGACAUAGAUGCUUUGUUCAAAGAAUAUGGUCCCCUGACAGACGUGAGCGUUCCCGUGGACCCGUUCACCCACAAGGUCAAGGGCUUUGCUCACGUGACAUUCAUGAUGCCGGAGCAUGCUGUAAAGGCCUUUGUGGCACUAGAUGGCACCGUCUUCCAGGGUCGAAUGUUACACAUACUCCCUGGAAAACCAAAACCAGAUGAAAUAGAAGUAACAGAAAAAACUUCCUUUAAGAAGAAACAAGAAGCAGAAAAGAAAUCUUUGGCUAAAAGUUCUCACAACUGGAACACUCUGUUUCUCGGUGCCAAUGCGGUGGCUGAUGCAAUGGCGGAGAGAUACGCUACCAGCAAGAGUCAGAUCCUUGAUGCGAGUGGGAAGGAGAGCCUGGGUGUGAGGAUGGCGCUGGGUGAGACGCAGAUCGUGUCGGAGACGAGGGACUUCCUGCUGGAAAACGGUGUCAGUCUGGACAGCUUCAGCCAGGCAGCGGCGCCCCGCAGUAAGACCGUCAUCCUGGCCAAGAACCUCCCGGCCGGCACCAAUGAGCUGGAACUACGGGAGAAGUUUGAUAAGUAUGGAACUCUGGGAAGGUUCCUCCUCCCGCCAGCUCGAGUCUCCGCACUCAUUGAGUUUUUGGAGCCUUCGCAGGCUCGGGCCGCCUUCACCAAGCUGGCCUACACUAAGUUUCAGUACUUGCCUCUGUACCUGGAGUGGGCGCCAGUGGGGGUGUUCACCACGGAGUACAAGGCACCACCAGAGGAAGAACAGGAGAUGGAGGAACAACAGGAGGAGACGGAGAAAGAACCUACAGCUGUGAAAACUGAAGAAACCAAAAAAGAGGUAACCGAAGACGGGGAUUCUGAUGACGAAGAUGAGGAGGAGCAUAGGCCGGGCUGCACACUGUUUGUGAAGAACCUCAACUUUGAUACAACGGAGGAGGACUUCAAGACGAUGUUCGAGAGAUGUGGAGAUGUUAAAUAUGCAACAAUAUCCAAAAAGAAGGACUUCAAAAAUCCAGGCCAGUUCCUGUCGAUGGGGUACGGUUUUGUGGAAUACAUGAAGAAGAAAAGUGCUGAGAAAGCCUUGAAGACAUUGCAGCACGCGAGUCUGGACGAACACCAGCUGGAACUGAAGAUCUCACACCGAGAGACGACUGCCACCAAAACAUCCAACAAGAAAAAGCAGAAAAGCACCAAGCAGAAGUCCUCCAAGAUACUUGUCCGAAAUAUUCCAUUUGAAGUCACACGGAACGAAAUCUAUGAACUCUUCAAAGUGUUUGGUGAGCUGAAGACAGUCAGGCUGCCUAAGAAGAUGAGUGGAACAGGAUCACAUCGAGGAUUUGGGUUUGUCGAUUUCCUCACCAGACCGGAUGCCAAGAGGGCCUUCAAUGCACUGUGUCACAGCACCCACUUGUUUGGGCGACGCCUCGUUCUGGAGUGGGCGGAGACAGAGGAGACCGUGGAGGAUCUGCGGAGGAAGACAGCGGAGAGGUUCCAUGACGAGGGGCCCUCCAAGAAACUGAAGAAGUCGUCCAUCAUGGAGAACCUGGCGUCAUCUAAAGCCUGACUGAAGCUUGUCGGGGGUUACUGUACAUAGCUCUGUACAGAACACGGUCACUGAUUGUAUAGAUGUACAUAGACUACCACAAUAAACAUGAAUAUGAACAUAA